UAGUGUAUUCACUCUGAGAGCUAAAACUGGAUCACCAAACACAAGGCAAUGUGUUCACACUGAUGACUAAGCUAGAGUUAACAAGGCUGAGCGAAUGCUGAAUUACAGCAAGAUGCCUUCCUAUGGAUUAGACAAUAAUCCAUCUGCCCAUCUCUGGUGCGAGAUCUCAUGGCACUCUGGAAGUGGAGGAACGUUCUACAGGAAAUUGAUGCAGUGGAAAUUACCCUCGAGAAACUACGUGGACUCUCCCAAGAUGACAAAACAGAAAAAGCCUUAUUACGAUCUAGAAUAGAUGAACAGUCGCAGCUCAUCUGCAUCCUCAAACGACGAGCAGAUGAAUUCUUAUUGCGUUGCCAAACUUUGGAGACAAUUAACACUGAGCUGGAGAACCAGCACAAAGACCUCAAGCGACAAUUAGAGGGCCAACUAAAGGAGUCAGCUCAGCUCGAGAAGCGAUUCAUGGACCUGGCAUUCAACCACAAAGAACUCAUCAAAUUCAAGGAUGAAUACAAGAGUCAGAAUGCAGAGCUCAGAAAGCAAAAUGAAAAGCUCCAGAAAGAGAAUGAAAAUAUUUUCUGUAAAGCACUGGAACAGAAGGACAACAAAAUAGCCAAGCUCUCCAAUGAGUUGGGAAAAUGUUUAAAGCAAUGCAAGGCACUGGAACAGGAAUGCAAUCAAAUAACACAGAAUUUACAGAGAAAAGAAAGUGAGCUUUUAGAGAAACAAACAAGCACAGAGAAGUUUUAUCUUAAUGAAGUGCAAUCAUUAAGGGCAAAGCUGAAAGAUUCAGAAGAUCGAUAUAAUGUGGCUGAACUGAAGCAGAAAGAAUCUGCAGAAAUCAGAAAUCGCAAAGAAACAGAAUUUGAACACAAAUUGUAUGUGCUGUCCCAAGAGAAGGAAGAACUUCUGAAACUUUCCAUGCAGCGAGGGAAAAUUAUACAGGAAAAACAAAAGGAUAUUCAACGACUUGAGGAGAAGUUAAAAUUAACAGAAAAAGCAAAAAAAGAUGCAGAAGAAAGGUUUCAAUAUGAAUCUACAGCAGUAAAUGCAAAUGUCAAAGUCAAGGAAUUACAGCAGCAGUAUCACAAAUCUCAACAGGUUUAUGCUGACUUGGAAAGGGAAUUUGAAGCUUUCAAAAAGCAUAGCAAUGAUCUGCUAACAAAAGAGAAGGAACUGAAUGCCAAACUCCGUCAUCUGAUUGACUGAUGCCAGAUUUCAACAUUGGUAUAUUUUACUAACUUUGCAUUUUGCAGUCAAUUGACCCUCUAGAACCAGAUAUAAAUAAA
Messenger RNA from Carcharodon carcharias (great white shark), 1286 nucleotides. RefSeq names its product coiled-coil domain-containing protein 89. NCBI's taxonomy places the organism in Eukaryota, Metazoa, Chordata, Chondrichthyes, Lamniformes, Lamnidae. The transcript has 7 exons. The record is from RefSeq and is a predicted model, not a curated record. The coding region runs from base 169 to 1206 and encodes 345 amino acids.